AUUAUUUCCUUUAUAUGUUAACAAAUCAGUCUGGCCGAUGUCCAAGACCGCUGUCAUUUGCUGGUGAUACAAUAGAUACAAGAAAAUACUCGGAAAACGGCAACACUCUCAAGUCGUUGUUAUAAAACUGUUUGUUGAAUUCAUUGUUUUUGUCAAGUGCGUUCGUGUGGUUCGAAGUUUUUUCCAGUGACUUGUCACCCAAUGACAAAGCAAUCAUUCGAUGCGUUCAUGAUGUUUAAGUUGACGAUCGUGAUUUGUUUUCUGUUCAACUAUUUCGCCAAUUCCCAAGACUUGGACAGCCAGAUUCAAAGUUUGGUGGAUCAGGUUUUCCCGAAACCUAACAUCAGUAGUACAGACAACAGAAACAAAGACAAUGAACAGACUGGCGUCAAUCUACAACCCUCUGGCGAUGGGCAGGACGGCCAAGACAUGAGCUCAUGCUUGUGUGUACCCUACUAUCUGUGCAAGAACGGUUCCCUUAUCAAGGACGGAGUUGGAAUUAUUGAUAUCAGAAUUCAAGACAACCCUUGCUCAGAUUAUCUCGAAACGUGUUGCGGUUCGUCCGAAAGAGUGGUCGACCCCAUCACCCCCAAACCAGAUCCUGCAAAGACCAUCGGAUGUGGCCACCACAAUCCUGAAGGCGUUGGCUUCCGCAUAACGGGCAACAAAGACAACGAAGCUCAAUUCGGUGAAUUCCCUUGGAUGACCGCCGUCCUUCGGGAAGAAGAACUGGAAGGACAAUCCUCAAAACUGAACGUAUACCAAUGCGGUGGAGCCCUGAUACAUCGUCAAGUGGUCUUAACAGCCGCCCACUGUGUCACAGACAAAACCAAAAAGUUCAAAGUGCGUGUGGGUGAAUGGGACACCCAAACAAAGAAGGAGCUCUACCCUCACCAAGACAGGAACGUCGAGAAGAUAAUGAUACACCCAGAAUUCUAUGCUGGGGCGCUUUUCAACGACGUAGCGCUGUUGUUCUUGGAAUCGCCGGUAGAGCUCGCCGAAAACGUCAACGUCAUCUGCUUACCUCCUCAGGGUGCAGUGAUUGACCACGCGAGAUGCUAUGCGAGCGGCUGGGGCAAAGACGUGUUCGGAAAGGAAGGGAAAUAUCAAGUCAUUUUGAAAAAGAUUGACCUGCCCAUCGUGCCCAGGCAGCAGUGCCAGAACGCCUUGAGAACGACGCGUCUGGGAAAGUUUUUCGAGUUGCACAAGAGUUUCGUUUGUGCAGGCGGCGAGGCCGGUAAAGACACGUGCAAGGGUGACGGGGGAAGUCCAUUGGUAUGUCCGGUUGAGGGGACGAAAGACGUGUAUCACCAGGUGGGGAUCGUGGCGUGGGGCAUUGGGUGCGGCGAGAACCAGGUCCCCGGGGUCUACGCGAACAUUGCACUUUUCAGAGACUGGAUAGACGAACAAAUGGCCUACCAUAAUUUCGAUAGGAAUGUAUAUAGUUAUUAAAUGUAAGAAAAUAAAUUUUCUAUUGUUUGGUUUA
Agrilus planipennis (emerald ash borer) is the source of this 1486-nucleotide messenger RNA. Its product is annotated as phenoloxidase-activating factor 2. Gene Ontology annotation, molecular function: serine-type endopeptidase activity. The transcript is spliced from 3 exons. The coding region runs from base 202 to 1452 and encodes 416 amino acids. Gene Ontology annotation, biological process: proteolysis. The record is from RefSeq and is a predicted model, not a curated record. NCBI's taxonomy places the organism in Eukaryota, Metazoa, Arthropoda, Insecta, Coleoptera, Buprestidae.